Molecule: messenger RNA, 1805 nt
Organism: Harpia harpyja (harpy eagle)
Lineage: Eukaryota; Metazoa; Chordata; Aves; Accipitriformes; Accipitridae
Gene: ZRSR2
Product: zinc finger CCCH-type, RNA binding motif and serine/arginine rich 2
Exons: 11
Coding region: 68-1507 (479 amino acids)
Biological process (GO): mRNA splicing, via spliceosome
Cellular component (GO): U2AF complex; spliceosomal complex
Molecular function (GO): metal ion binding; pre-mRNA 3'-splice site binding
Source: RefSeq, a predicted model, not a curated record
GAUUUGGCGCCCUUCCGUCGCCAUCGGGUGGGGGGAGUCACGUGACACCCCCCUCGAUAAACGCAAGAUGGCGGCGCCCAUGUUGCUGCCCGAGUCCCCUCUGGGGAAGUUGAGCCAUCAAAAAUACAGAGCUAUUCUGAAGAAAGAAAAGCGAAAAAAAAAGCGGCAAGCGCUUGCCAAACUAAGAGACUCAGAAGCUACAGAAAAAGAUGAAUCAGUGUCUGAGGAGGAAGAGGAAGAACUGGAAGAAGAGGAGGAAGAGGAAGAAGAAGAAAAAAAACUUGAGGCAGAAAGACAAAAACUACACGAGCAGUGGUUGCUCAGAGAAGAAAAGGCCCAAGAAGAGUUCAAGCUUAAGAAAGAAAAAGAAGAGGCUGCAAGAAAACGUCAAGAAGAAGAAGAGAGGAAGAUCAAAGAAGAAUGGGAGGAGCAGCAAAGAAAAGAGAGAGAAGCGGCACAGCAGAAGCAACAGGAGAAGAGAGAGAGAGAGGCAGCUGUGCAGAGGAUGCUGGAUCAAGCUGAAAGCCAGCUAGAGAAUGGUGUGACCUGGCAUAACCCAGAGCCCCCAGAGAAUAUAGGAACAGAAAAGGACAGAGCGAACUGCCCGUUCUAUAUUAAAACAGGUUCCUGCCGAUUUGGAGACAGGUGUUCUCGCAAGCAUAACUAUCCAACCUCUAGUAAGACACUACUCGUCCGAGGGAUGUUCAUCACUUUUGGCAUGGAGCAGUGCCGGAGAGAUGAUUAUGACACAGAUGCAAGUCUCGAGUACAGUGACGAGGAGACCUACCAGCAGUUCCUGGAGUUCUAUGAGGACGUGCUCCCUGAGUUUCAGAACGUGGGGAAGGUUGUUCAAUUCAAGGUCAGUUGCAACUAUGAGCCCCACCUGCGAGGAAAUGUGUAUGUCCAGUAUCAGUCGGAGAAGGACUGUCAGGCAGCUCUUGCUCUAUUCAGUGGACGAUGGUAUGCAGGCCGACAGCUUCAUUGUGAAUUUUGUCCUGUGACAAGGUGGAAAACUGCUAUAUGUGGCUUAUUUGAAAGGCAGAAGUGUCCAAGAGGGAAGCACUGCAACUUUCUUCAUGUAUUCAAAAAUCCAAACAAUGAGUUUUGGGAGGCCAAUAGAGACAUACGUAUUUCUCCUGAACGGACUAAUCAGUUGUCUAAAAACUCUGAAAGGAGAAACAGAACAAGCCAUCGUGAUGACUAUUACAGCCGGUCAAGGAGAAGGGGCAGCCCAAGCCCUGAUCAUUCUUACCGGAGAAAUGGCGAAUCUGAGAGAAAAAAGAAUCGCCGCAAAAACAAGAGAAGGCGCCGAUCUGGAAGGUCAAGAAGUCGAGAAAGGAGGAGGUCUCGCAGCAGGGGGAGAAAGAGGAGAGGCCGCAGUCGCAGCAGAAGUCAUAGUCGAACACGUAGUAGGAGCAGAAGUCGGAGUUCCUCUCGAUCCAGGAGCAGGGGUAAAAAGAGAUCGAGCAGCAGAGGAAAAAAUAGUGAAACUCCCAAAACAAAGUGAGAAUUACUUUUAGAAAUUGCUAAUUGAUCAAACAUAGAGCUGACAAAGAAAUCUUUCCAGUAGGGAACCAGAUAUAUUUGAGUUUCAAAUAAAGUGUUCUUGCACAUUAAAAUGUUUCUUCCUAAUAAAGGAACCUAGUUUAUUGUGUGCUAAGCUUCAGAAAAUUAAAAGUUUAAGUCCUACAUAAGGUGUGAAUGUCAAGUACUCUAGCUACUCUGUCCCUCUGAACUGCUGCAACAUCUGGAUGCAUACCGAGUACAAAUAGAAAGAGAAGUAAAGCUUAUUUGGUAUAUGCUUA